Messenger RNA from Eremomyces bilateralis CBS 781.70, 1364 nucleotides. Its product is annotated as FSH1-domain-containing protein. Bases 123 to 974 code for a protein of 283 amino acids. The transcript has a single exon. The record is from RefSeq and is a predicted model, not a curated record. Gene Ontology annotation, cellular component: nucleus; cytoplasm. NCBI's taxonomy places the organism in Eukaryota, Fungi, Ascomycota, Dothideomycetes, Eremomycetales, Eremomycetaceae.
GGCGGCAUAUCAAAGUCACCGUCCGAUUGAAUCUUUAGAGCACAAUUGGAAGGGUGCGGCAUAAAAUCAAACCAUGAUACGAUAAAGGAGCCAGUAUCUCAUAUCCUCCAUCCAUCCUCACCAUGGCGGCCCCAACCCCCACCUCGCCCAUCAAAAUCCUCAUGCUCCACGGCUUUACCCAAUCUGGCCCCCUCUUCCGCGCCAAAACCCGCGCCCUCGAGAAGAACCUCCAGAAAGCCUUUCCCGCCGGCGUCACCCUCUCCUAUCCGACCGGGCCAAUCCGCCUCGCGCGCGCCGAGAUCCCGAGCUUCGACAAUCCCUCCGCCACCUCCGAAGCGCCGAAAGACAAUGCCGGACAACUCGAGGAUGACCUAGAUGCCUGGGGUUGGUGGAAGCGAAAGGCGAAUACGGAUCCGUUUGUGUGUGAGGGGUUGGAGCUGGGGAUGGGGAGGGUGGCGGAGGUCCUGGAGGCAGAGGGGCCGUUUGAUGGGGUAAUUGGGUUCUCGCAGGGUGGCGCGAUGGCGGCGAUGGUGGCGGCGCUGUUAGAAGAGGGAAGGGGAGAGGCGGUCAGGAAGCAUGAGAAGGAUGGCGGGAUUCGCUUUCCGGAAAUGUUGGAGAAACGAGACGGUGAUGUGAGCCGCACGAUCCACCCGCCUUUCAAGUUCGCGGCGUGCUAUAGCGGAUUCAAGCUGCUGCAUCCGAUGUAUAAGGGAUACUACGAGCCAUCGAUCAAGACCCCCGUGCUUCAUUUCCUGGGGAGCCUGGAUACGGUGGUCGAUGAGAAGAGGUCGUUGGCGUUAGUGGACGUCUGCGAAGGGGGACGACAGAAGUUGGUGUAUCAUCCAGGCGGCCACUUCCUACCGAGCAGCCAGCGACAGUUCGUUGGGGCUCUGAUUGCAUUCAUGAAGGAGGCACUGGCGACUCCUGGCGACGACGAGGAGGAGAAGGCGGAAGAUAUGGAUCUCCCAUUCUGAAGAUGCUUGUGAACAUCUCUACCUCGGAGCAUUAGAGAAUGGUGCAGUCAGAUCACCGAGUUGCCUUCCCGCGUAAAACAAGAUACCUGAAGAUUACCAAUCAGACCCAUCCCGACUGAGUGGCAGGAUUAACAAGCUGAAGGGCUUGUGGGCAUGGACGUCUUUCAAGUAAAGCCAGUACAGGUAGUAGACUGGGAUAUAUGAGAACUGGAAUAGAUGAAGAUCGCCUACAGGACGUCCCAUAUGGUAAUUGUACGAUGCCUCACACUUCCACUUACGGCUUGCUGGUUCUCCUCAACGAUGUGAUAGAUAUUAGCCAGAACGCGAUGGCUAUUUAGGCAAGACACAUAGAAACUUGCUCUUGUAAGAAUAGGGCACGCUUAUAUUUAU